Molecule: messenger RNA, 3091 nt
Organism: Oncorhynchus keta (chum salmon)
Lineage: Eukaryota; Metazoa; Chordata; Actinopteri; Salmoniformes; Salmonidae
Product: receptor-type tyrosine-protein phosphatase eta-like
Exons: 12
Coding region: 586-2832 (748 amino acids)
Molecular function (GO): protein binding
Source: RefSeq, a predicted model, not a curated record
UGAUUCGAGAGAAGCUGUGGUGAUGGCACCAUAGCUUGUUGUGACACGAUUCAUUUAGCUGAUUCUGUUGUAAAAACGUUUUUUUAACGGAACGUGGAGGGACCUAACUGAAUUGAUUCAAUAGAAACUCUUGUUUUAUUUGCAAAUGUUCUGUUUGGGCAACUUGUUUGGACUAAUGAUUACAUCCCAUGUUGGGACAGUAGUUUAACCUGACCAGUUAUAGCCAUAGACAAUAACUAGGGCACAAUGUUUUUCCAGGUUAGGUCUCUGGAAAAAACUCCUGGCCCUAAUCCCAUGUAAUUUGUUUCUCUUGAGCUCUUCAUAUGUUUUUCGAUAUUACUCCCUCUGAGUCUUCUCCCUCCACCCUCCCAUUCUGAAUGUAGUCUGUGUACCCAUAUUCAAAUUCCCAUUUCCCUUAAAUGACCUAACCAUCACAAUAGGGGAAUUUAUGUUCAGAAUUAGGGAGUGAGGAAGAAGGUGCCUGCACAUUUCAGUAGAUCAAACGCUGUGCCCGCAGUUGGUUUGAUUUUGUUCCGCUUGAGAGGGUACCCAGAACGAAGAAGUCUGUAUCCCAUCUGUUGAAGAAUGGACAGGAUUCAACAUCUGUUAUUAUGGGCUGUGUUGGUGGUGUGCUGUUUAGCUGAGCGGCAGUACUUCCUCCAGCCGAACUCAUCCACCUGGGAACAGGCCAGACUCCACUGCCAGGUGUGCUAUAAAGACCUGGUGAGCCUCUCCCCUGACAACAACCUGCAACUCGUCCAGAACCUAAACUCUAGUUACUGGAUCGGCCUCCGCAAGACUAUGCGCAAUGACUCCUACCCCUGGUCCAGCUGGUCCAACGGAGACCCCCUCACCUUCCAGAACUGGUACCCUGGCCACCCCGUACUCUCCAAGCCCAAGGACCAUGUGAUGAAAGUUAACUACGGCUCCAGCCUCCCCAAUGAAUGUCGGUGUUCCUGCACCAAUGAGAGCAAGCCUACCAAUGUUACCCCGGCACCUACUGCUGCCGGUAGCUACAAUGAUACUGGUUACGGUAAUGAUACAGAUGACCCUUUCCCAGAGGAUAAAAACAUGACAAAGUUAUCAACGAUGGAAGCCAUGGCAAAGAUGAAAGUAAUAGAGAAAGCUGAGAGGACAACAAUGGCAACAGAGGUGACAACGAUGACAUCUGAAAUGACUACGGGACCAACGUUCUUUACAGGAGUUACUGGUGGCAUCAGUGAGACGGACACAGAUGAGAACCAGUGCAUAGCCCUAUACAGUUUUGGACUUUGGUUUGAUCAAAUCUGCUCAAAGCCUACCCCCUAUAUUUGCUAUGAAGACCGUUUCUACGGGAACGCCACCAUGACCAACAAGACCCUACACAACGGGACUCUGCACUGGACCCGCGGGCCUGGUGACAUCAGCGACUACAGGGUGGAGGUCAACUCCUCUGACUACAACCUGACCCUAAACCACAGCAACUUGAACCGGACUUACUUGACCUACGACCUUUCCAACCUCACCGCCGGCACCCAGUACAAAGUCCAGGUGUUCCCCAUUAAGUGUGGAAGGGACCUCAACCCACAGAAUGUCUCCUUCUACACCAAGCCUGAUGUGAUCAAAUACCUCAACGUCACCAAGGUCUCAGAAACCAACAUCUCCCUGUCCUGGUCCGCUCCUGAGGGCAACCGUGACUUCUACUACAUCCAGGUGAGGGGUCAACCUCAUCUGAAAAUGACCACACACACAGAGAGCGCUGUGGUGAAAGGCCUGAUACCGGGGGGGUACUACACAUUUGACGUCAACGCCAAAGUGGAGGACGAGUCCAUGGAGGGAGACUCACUGAACAUCUCCUCCUACACCAAGCCAGGAAAGGUGUCAAACUUAAAGGUGUCUGAUCCUACUGCUGACUCUGUCCACCUCCAAUGGGAGCAGCCCGCAGGGAAUAUCUCUGGGUUUAGAGUGGACGUCUUGCAUGAAGAAAACGUCAAUAACAAGACGCUGAAAUACAUAGACCUGAACAAUACAAGUCUACGGGUCACGGAACUGCCGGAAGGCGCCAAGCUCUGGCUGAGCGUGGUAGCACUGGUGCCCGAUGCAUCUGUGAAAGGAGAGCCCAGCACUGUGAUUGCCUUCACCAGUCCAGGUGGCAUUACAGACUUAGAGUUGGUCCCUGCUACGUACACCAUCAAGGUGACCUGGACAGCUCCCACGGGCAACUACGAGACUUUCAGCGUUCAGCUCAAAUUAACCGCCUUGGAACAGGAAGUCGAAAAAAAGGAGCAAAACACCAGUUUUCUCUCCUUCACGGGACUGAAGGCAGGAGCCGAAUAUACAGUGACAGUCACCACUCUGAAUGGGUAUCUCAAGAGCCAACCAAGUAGCAGAACAGUUUUCACUUUUCCUGUCCAACCGGAACCGGCCAAAAUCGACUCCUUCAGUGAGAGUCAUGUCACCCUGUCAUGGGGAGCCCCCAAGGUAUCCCAAGGCGUAGAACUGACGUACCUGGUCAAAUACACCACUGAAUUCUGGAAUUUGGCAAAGAAUGUCGUUGUGAAAAAUGCCACCACCUAUAUAUUUCACGGGUUGCAUGCUGGGACCAACUACGACUUCGAAGUACGAGUGAAGGCGGGAACCCAGGAAAGCAGUCCGGUCACAGUAUCACAGAUGACAAUUGCUAAGAAGAGGGUUCUGACUAUUACCAUGAAGUGUUCCUCCAGCGUACCCCUCCACUGCGAGGACAUCCGCACACAGACAGAGGUCCUGUCAAAGUUGCAGGAGCAUUUCCGCAAGGAGUUCUACAAGAAGAUAGAUAUUGUGUUCUGGGAACUGGACUGGAGAGAGGCAUAAUAUCUCACACAAGCUUGACCAAAUACUACUACUUUAAUACACAUUUAUGGGAAUUUGCCGCAUCACUUUUGGUCCCCUAAAAUGGGGGUACUAUAUACAAAAAGCGCUGUAAUUUCUGCACGGUUCACCCGAUAUAAAUGAAAAUACACUCAAAUUAAAGAGUACAGAGUACAUAUCUACUUUAACCUCGUAGUCACUGUAUCAUUUCAAAUCCAAAGUGCUGGAUUACAGAGCCAAAAUAAAAACAACUACUUUCCCA